Messenger RNA from Mangifera indica (mango), 684 nucleotides. Its product is annotated as F-box protein SNE-like. Gene Ontology annotation, cellular component: SCF ubiquitin ligase complex. Gene Ontology annotation, molecular function: protein binding. Gene Ontology annotation, biological process: regulation of gibberellic acid mediated signaling pathway; gibberellic acid mediated signaling pathway. The transcript has a single exon. Lineage: Eukaryota; Viridiplantae; Streptophyta; Magnoliopsida; Sapindales; Anacardiaceae. The record is from RefSeq and is a predicted model, not a curated record. The coding region runs from base 52 to 501 and encodes 149 amino acids.
CUCUUUAAAAUCCUGACCUUUCAUCUCCAGCACCAGACUCACAACCAAACCAUGCUCCAAAAGAGGCCAGAGUUCUUCAUCAACGACCAUACCGACAUUCUCAUUGAGAUCCUCAAAAGACUUGACGGUCGCUCCCUUUGCGUCGCUGCAUGUGUUUGUCAACUCUGGUGCAACAUAGCUCGAAAUGACUCACUUUGGGAGGAAAUCUGCUUCCGCAACGUGUCCUCUCCUCCUCCUUCGAGAAUGCGCCCCGUUGUUGUGGCUCUUGGUGGUUAUAAAAGGCUGUACAUGGUUUGUCUAAGGUCCGUGCUCAGUCGGCUGGCGGAGCAGAGGCGUCAGCGGCGAGCAAAGAGAGUCGUGUGGAGUGGUGACGAGGUGCAACUCUCGCUUUCUUUGUUUUGUGUUGAUUAUUACGAGAGACUGGGUGUUGAUGACAGACUCCGCGACUGUAAUGUCUCCACGUCCUCACUGAUGUUCUUGUGCAACUCCGCAAACUUCUGAUUUUUCUUUUUUUUUUUCAGUUUGUGUUGUUGAAAUACAAGCCAUUACCAAACCAAUAAGAAGUGGAACACAUUAAAUUCCCUUUUAAAAUUUAUAUAAAUAUAAAGUCUUUCUGUUGUUAUUUUCAUGUUUAAUGGGGAAUGACCAUUUCUCACCUAUUUUUUUACUCAUUGGUAUUUUCCU